Messenger RNA from Notodromas monacha, 1608 nucleotides. NCBI's taxonomy places the organism in Eukaryota, Metazoa, Arthropoda, Ostracoda, Podocopida, Cyprididae. The record is from the annotation of a GenBank genome assembly.
UAUUUUGCAGAUCUCAUAACAUCCUGCUGCUCCGAAUAUGCAGUGGCUGAGUACAGGUCUGCUCCUCUUCGCGGUUCUGUUGUUAUCGAUUGAUCCCGUGGUGCCAAAGGAACGUGUGAUAGAUAGAAACUUGAGCGACGAAUCGCAUUUCCGCGGGGAUGAACAUAAUUCCCGGUAUGACCAUGAAGCUUUUCUCGGGGAAGAAGAGGCGAAAGAAUUUCACGACCUUAGUCCCGAAGAAAGUAAAGCCAGACUGAGUUUGCUAUUCGACAAGGUAGAUGUGGACUCGGAUGGGUUCAUCGAUAAGGCUGAGCUCCAGAAUUGGAUUAAGCACUCGCAACAUAGAUAUAUUGAUGAAGAUGUGAAAAGUCAGUGGAAAUCUCACAAUCUAGACGGCGGGGAAGCUAUCAGCUGGGACCAAUACAGGAAAAUUUCGUAUGGUUUCGUUGAUGGCAUGUCCGAAGAAGAAUUGAAGGCAGAUGACGGAGUCUCGUACGCGGAGAUGCUGCGUAAGGACAAGAGGCGAUGGGAAAAGGCUGACAGCAACGCCGAUGGAAAUCUGAGCGAAGAAGAAUUUGCCAGUUUUUUACAUCCUGAGGAAUCGGAGGCCUUACAAGAUAUCGUCGUCCUCGAAGCGAUGGAAGACAUCGACAAAGACAAAGAUGGGCAGAUUACCGUAGAAGAAUACAUCUCGGAUAUGUAUCAUGGUGACGCCGGAGAAGCCGAGCCGGAAUGGGUAACGCAGGAACGCGAGCAAUUCCGACAAGUGCGGGACAAGAACGGUGAUGGGUUUCUCGAUGAAACUGAAGUGAAGGCUUGGAUAAUCCCUCCUGAUUAUGAUCAUUCAGAAGCGGAGACUGUUCAUCUUAUUUCUGAAGCCGAUAUAGAUUUUGAUGGAAAGUUAGCCAGAACUGAGGUGCUGGAUAAUUACGAUCUGUUUGUAGGCUCACAAGCAACUGAUUUUGGAGAAUAUCUUUCAAGACACGAUGAGUUCUAGCGUCGUACGGCAAAAAGCUGGUAGAACUCCCAUAAAACAGUAUGUCAGUCAGAUGGGUGGAAUCUGCUCCAAAACCUCUGAAUGAGAGACAUCUUCUUUCUGAACAUUCACGAUCUUGCGCAGGAUGAAGGGAUCUCCGACACUUCGGGUGAUUUCGCGGUUGUGCCACUUAUAUUUUAAAAUGAACUGAACCGAAAUUUUACCGUGAGAAUCAUUCUGAAUUUUCUCUAUUCACGAUCAAAAGUGAUGAGCUGCGCAAAGUUUUUUUCAGCAUUGGAGGAGGUAUUCGAAUCCUUGUACGUUGUCUCAUUCGGCAAAGGAAGAGUGAUCAUGACCUAUCGUGGCUUCCACAAGGCAAGCUUUUUCGUGUGAUGUGCCGAAUCUUAUUUUUAUUAUGAUCGAUCUGCUGAGAGCUCUGCCGGUAAGAUAAGUCCACUGAAUUCUAGGCAUGGAGUUUCAAGCCACGAACGAUUUUCGACUUGAGCCGCGAUGUUUGUUUUUACCAUCUGUUAUCCACCGAUUGUUGAAAACGACAAAAACAUUGGAUUAUUGAUAGUUGUGUUUUGUGUUGAACACCAUCUUGUUACGUGGAAUAAAUUAAUUUUUGGGAA